Molecule: messenger RNA, 855 nt
Organism: Cryptomeria japonica (Japanese cedar)
Lineage: Eukaryota; Viridiplantae; Streptophyta; Pinopsida; Cupressales; Cupressaceae
Product: acyltransferase GLAUCE-like
Exons: 4
Coding region: 1-855 (284 amino acids)
Molecular function (GO): acyltransferase activity, transferring groups other than amino-acyl groups
Source: RefSeq, a predicted model, not a curated record
AUGGUUGCUAAUUAUUUGCUUAUAUUUCUAGAGAAGAUAACUCAGUUUACAUGUGGUGGCUUCGUUGUGGGAAUCGCUAUAAGUCACUGUCUUAUGGACAGAGUUUCAUUGGACGACUUUGUUAGGAACUUCUCUAACGUGGCUGCAAAGGGAGAAGUAGCAUUCAUACCAGUCAUCGACCGGACCUGUUUGAUGGCUCGAUCUCCUCUUCAAAUAGAGUACGAGCAUGAAGAAUACACAGAAUCAUCUACAAUCGAUCCGAGUGCCAUUUUGAAGAUGAAAAAGUCAGCCUUGACUGUUCCACCAAAUAAUUAUGAUUCUAGGUUGAUCUCAUUAUCAGGAAAAUUAGUUGAGGUCCUCAAGAUGAAGGCCAAGAAUGGUGGGGUUAAGCAUUGCACAAGAUUCAUGGCAACACUGGCACACCUGUGGCGUGCAAGGACCGCUGCAAUUGGAAACAUGAAUUCAGAAGACGUUUUAAUUGUGCAUUUUGUAGUGAACAUAAGAUCAAAGUUUAAACCCCCUCUUCCUAAGGAAUUUGUGGGUAAUGCAAUAAUCACAGCCUAUGCUAAGGCCACUGCCAAAGAACUGCAGGAUCAGCCAUUUUGUGAGACUCUGAAAAAGUUGCAGGAAGGCCUGGAUAGAAUAACUGACAGCUAUGUUAGGUCGCAAAUAGAUCUUAUGGAGCUGCGAAAUCGAGUGCUGUGCUUAGAGAAUGGGUUUCUUGUAACAUCAAGGUUGCAUAGAUACUGCCUCGACAGCCAAAGCAAUCGUUUUAAACAUAGUAUUCUAUUUGGCCGGCGUUAUAUUCGAUUUUGCCGGCAUGUAGUGACUGUUCCAGAGUCAAUGAAAUUUUAG